Molecule: messenger RNA, 394 nt
Organism: Habropoda laboriosa
Lineage: Eukaryota; Metazoa; Arthropoda; Insecta; Hymenoptera; Apidae
Gene: sloth2
Exons: 2
Coding region: 224-394 (56 amino acids)
Biological process (GO): mitochondrial respiratory chain complex III assembly
Source: RefSeq, a predicted model, not a curated record
UCGUGGUGAACGUUGUACAAAGCGGUGUUUGAUUAAAAAGUAAUCAUUCGAAAAAAUACAUUGACAGACGCGUACAAAUGAAUAAAAGUAACAAAUUAAUAUCUUAGAAGAUAAUUCAUAAAAAUAUACUAUUAAUCUACCGUUAUUAAUGUUGAGGCGGUGUCGAACGAUUAUAGAAGAGGUUAACUUUCGGUAACUACAUAUAUAAAAAGUAAUCGACACAAUGCCGUAUGGUUUAUCAUGGCCUCGAUUUAUUUGCUUUUCUACUGCAGCAUUUCUUGCGAUGGCAACCGGUUCUCAAAUGGUGCAUCUUAUAUAUAGGCCACUCGACGAUUUAGAUGAUCUUAUAGAAGUAGCAUUUCAAAAAAGACUAUCGGAACUUCAUCAGAAAUAA